Molecule: messenger RNA, 1866 nt
Organism: Chelmon rostratus (copperband butterflyfish)
Lineage: Eukaryota; Metazoa; Chordata; Actinopteri; Chaetodontiformes; Chaetodontidae
Exons: 10
Coding region: 1-1734 (577 amino acids)
Molecular function (GO): DNA binding
Source: RefSeq, a predicted model, not a curated record
AUGAUUGAGGAGCUGCAGCAUCGGCACAUAGUGGUGACUGGUGUCCCUCCACCACUGCCGAAUGCCAACGUUGUGGGAGCGACCACACAGCCACCCCAGAGUGUGGCCGCUGAGAGCGAGGCUGAGAGCGGGACUGAGACUGCCUCUGUCAGCAGUGGCGAGACCUUUCAAUGUAACCCAGAUGUGCAGCAGAAGAAGGGUGCCAGGAAGCUCAUGGCAGAGAAGGGCCUUUAUGAGAAGCACUCCAUGGACUAUCCGUUGCUGAAGGACUUUGCCACAUACCUGGAGAAAAACCUCCAAAAUGAAAAUUACAAACAGGAGGUUGACAACGUUGCUCGUUUCCUGUACUACGCGGACCCACAGGCCCCAUCCCUGGAGUUCGUCAGGAACAGGGAAAAGAUCUCGCAGUACCUCCGUGAGCUCUCUGAGGCAAAGCUGACAAAGCAAACUCAGCAGAAUUAUCUCAAGAGCUUGAAAAGAUUCCUGUCGUACCAUACAGUCAACACCAACCUGAGGCACGUGGAUCGGCCUCUCUUUGAGGACUGCAAGCACUUCAUUGAGUUCAUUGGGUCUCUGCAGAAAUGCUGCCCCAAGCAAGUGAGCAAAGAGAUCACCCAAAAGAGCAUGUUGACUGAGCAACAACAGCUGACACCACAUGACUGCUUGGCUGUGCUGAGGGCUGCCAAGAAGGACUUUAUGGCAGUUGUGUCGAAGGUCUUUCUGGACAAAAAUGUAAUCCUGGAGAUGGCUGAGUGCAGCCUUGUGGUGUACUACCUCCAGGCAGUGGUCAUCCUAAAGCACCUCCAGCGACCAGGCGUGGUGACGCACAUGACUGUGCAGGAGUGGGAGGCACGUACGAGAGACAGUUCAGGCAACGUCAUUAUUGGUGUUAAAGGGCACAAGACAGCCGCACAGCAAGUUGCCACUUUUGCCCUGUCACAGGAGGAGGAGCGUUGGUUUGAUAUGUACUACACACGAGUGCGGCCACAACUCCUCAAGUCCCCUAAGAAGCACAAGCGGGACGAGUCAGGUGAUGAUGAGGAACAGGAACAUUUCUUCAUCUCCACCACGGGGAGGCCGAUCUAUAAUUCCUCCAAAGACCUGAAACGGCUGCACUCAAAAUACAAGCUCAAGCCAGUGACCAACCAAGAGGCACGCCGAGUCUUCGAGACGGCCACAAAGACAAUGACUGACGCAGAGAAGUCUCUGGUGGCCGACUACCUCACCCAUUCCACUGCGACGGAGGAGAACCAUUACCGCAUGAAGCAGCCGGAGACCAUAGUGAUGGCCAAUCAACUGCUGGCUAGGCUUGCUGGUGACUCAAGUGUUGAGUCUGCAGAUGAGGGUCCCAGUCAUGCUACCCGUGGCGCUGCUCGCGAUGUUGCCCACAAGCCUGCCUGUGCUACAAAUGUGCAGAUGGAUGUACAAGCAGCAUUUGACCGUCUGCUGGAAACGCACCCGGUGACUCUGGACGGGGACGUGCCAAACAAGACAGAGCGCACGAAGGUGUCACAAGACUUGCAGCGGCAGUUGUACGAGCGUUGGCUGAAGGCACAGAUGAAACUGCGCGUGCAGCAUGUUCUCUCAUACUUCUGCCGACGUCUCCCAACUGAGAACCGGGUCAGCACCUGGAUUUCUAAGCAGGGAUGGAAGAGCAACCUCCCCACCUCUGCCAGAAUCAUCAAGGAGUGGAAGCCCUCAGGAUCAGUGGACAUUCCAGACACAUCCAGAUAAUGACAAGUUCUCAGAAGUGGAGAGGACUACGGGUGACUGAGAUAGAGGGGAAAGGCAAGGGUGUCGUUGCCACUCGCAGAUUUCAGACCGGUGAGGUGGUCUGUGAUUACCAUGGGAGGGUGAUCACAGCCA